Molecule: messenger RNA, 957 nt
Organism: Ornithodoros turicata
Lineage: Eukaryota; Metazoa; Arthropoda; Arachnida; Ixodida; Argasidae
Exons: 8
Coding region: 1-957 (318 amino acids)
Source: RefSeq, a predicted model, not a curated record
AUGGAUCAAAACCAGUCCGUCAUGCACAAUCUCUCCGACUUCUCCACCGGCUGUGAUAACUACAUUGUACACCAGGUUUUUCUGGUUGGAACCGUCUAUUCUUGCGGUAUCAGCGGUGGUCUGGAUGGGAUCAAAACCAUCCCGUCAUGCACAAUAUCUCCCGACUUCUCCACCGGCUGUGAUAACUACAUUGUACACCAGGUUUUUCUGGUUGGAACCGUAUUCUUGCGGUAUCAGCGCUGGUCUGGAUGGAUCAAAACCAGUCCGUCAUGCACAAUAUCUCCCGACUUCUCCACCGGCUGUGAUAACUACAUUGUACACCAGGUUUUUCUGGUUGGAACCGUGUAUUCUUGCGGUAUCAGCGUGGUCUGGAUGGAUCAAAACCAGUCCCGUCAUGCACAAUAUCUCCCGACUUCUCCACCGGCUGUGAUAACUACAUUGUACACCAGGUUUUUCUGGUUGGAACCGUCUAUUCUUGCGGUAUCAGCGGUGGUCUGGAUGGAUCAAAACCAGUCCCGUCAUGCACAAUAUCUCCCGACUUCUCCACCGGCUGUGAUAACUACAUUGUACACCAGGUUUUUCUGGUUGGAACCGUGUAUUCUUGCGGUAUCAGCGCUGGUCUGGAUGGAUCAAAACCAGUCCCGUCAUGCACAAUAUCUCCCGACUUCUCCACCGGCUGUGAUAACUACAUUGUACACCAGGUUUUUCUGGUUGGAACCGUGUAUUCUUGCGGUAUCAGCGCUGGUCUGGAUGGAUCAAAACCAGUCCCGUCAUGCACAAUAUCUCCCGACUUCUCCACCGGCUGUGAUAACUACAUUGUACACCAGGUUUUUCUGGUUGGAACCGUGUAUUCUUGCGGUAUCAGCGCUGGUCUGGAUGGAUCAAAACCAGUCCCGUCAUGCACAAUAUCUCCCGACUUCUCCACCGGCUGUGAUAACACAUUGUUACACCAGGUGA